Messenger RNA from Choloepus didactylus (southern two-toed sloth), 1639 nucleotides. It is a transcript of the gene CCDC28B, whose product is annotated as coiled-coil domain containing 28B. The record is from RefSeq and is a predicted model, not a curated record. NCBI's taxonomy places the organism in Eukaryota, Metazoa, Chordata, Mammalia, Pilosa, Megalonychidae. The transcript has 6 exons. Bases 880 to 1554 code for a protein of 224 amino acids.
AAUAGAUCUCGGGUCACCCCCAAUGCUCCUGGGGAGGUGGGGCGCCUGCUCCAGUUCUGUCAAGUCCCUAAUUGGGUCAAGCUGCUGUAGGGAGGGGCGGAGGAUGCAGCUCCUGUCUCCCCUCCAUGCCGCCAGACACGUUCAGUGCCAGCCAGCCAAGUGCCAGUUUAAAUGUUAUGCCCCAACCACCAUCACCACCAUCCCAGAGUACAGGGUCAGGAUAGGUGGUGGCAGCGGCCUGGUGUGAACAGCUUAGGAAACCCCUCUAGUGGGCCCCCCAGUGGGGAAGACCCCAGAGACCCUGGGGGCCUUAGCAGCAGGGCUGGUGCCAGCCACGGGCACAGCCAUUGUUGGAGGCCAAGACAGCCAGCUGCCAAGCACCCGCCCGCAGCUGAGGCUGACAGUGUGUGAGCUGAGCUGGGACUUUCAGAAGGGAGAAUGAAGCUGCUGGAAGCAUAUCCCAAGGAUUUUCUGGGAGUCGCCUGUUGUUUGCAUUGGGUGGGGAGAUGGAGGAGGGAUGCCAGGGUCUACGAGAGGCUGUUACCUAACCCCGGGUGGCUACAACUCUGGGCCUUCCUGGGUGCCCCCACCUGUGCCCUUGAUCACCCCCCGUGCUGACUGGGUGUGUCAGCAUCUGCCUAGGGGAAAGAGGGAUUUGAGAUAUAAAAGGGCCUAGUUAAGACACCCCUAAUCCUUGGCUGUGCUCUGCCAGCUGGCAUCCACCCCGUCUCCUGUUAUGUUUCCUCUGCUAGCCCCGCCCCCUCAGCUACUGGGACAGGAAACCCCAGCAGCAGCAGGAUAUUAUCAGGCAGGGUCUAGAGUUUUCACUCCAGGAGGGGACCUGGAGCGGACUGGGGAAGGCCCUUCAAAUAAACAUCCAUGACCCCAGAAGCAGGCGCUGGCCUCUGGCCCUGCCCCCAUAGCAUAGGGCCUGAGGCCCAGCAGCACCCAAUGGAUGACAAGAAGAAGAAGAGGAGCCCCAAACCCUGCCUGACUCAGCCUGCCCAAGCCCCAGGCACGCUACGCAGGGUCCCUGUGCCCACCAGCCACAGCGGCUCCUUGGCCCUGGGACUCCCUCACCUGCCAUCCCCCAAGCAGCGGGCCAAGUUCAAAAGGGUAGGCAAGGAGAAAUGCCGCCCAGUGCUGGCCGGAGGUGGGGGCGGCUCUGUAGGCACUCCCCUGCAGCAUUCCUUCCUGACCGAGGUGACUGAUGUCUAUGAGAUGGAGGGGGGGCUGCUGAACCUGCUCAAUGACUUCCACUCAGGCCGGCUGCAGGCCUUCGGGAAGGAAUGCUCCUUCGAGCAGCUGGAGCACGUGCGAGAGAUGCAGGAGAAGCUGGCCCGGCUGCACUUCAGCCUGAAUGUGUGUGGGGAAGAGGAGGAGGAAGAGGAGGAAGAGGACGGUGUCACUGAGGGGUUGCCUGAGGAGCAAAAGAAGACGAUGGCUGACCGCAACCUGGACCAGCUGCUUAGCAAUCUGGAAGAUCUUAGCAAUUCUAUACAGAAGCUGCACCUGGCCGAGAACGCCGAGCCUGAGGAGCAGUCGGCGGUGUAGGUGGCACCCAGGCCGACUGCCCGCUCUCGUUCUUUCAAACUGUGACUUUUUACGGACUCGGGCGGGUAUUCCGCGGCCCUCCAGG